UGUAUUAAUAAAUGAUCAUAGCAGAGUUUUUGUCCUGUCUAGGUUUCCAGCGGACAUUUCUGGAAGUUAUUAUUCCACAAAGGAUCCCAUUACAUGCAACUGGAAAUCUGGAAAGGAUGACCUUUCUUAUCAAUAUAGAUGGGAAGUCGUACAUAGUUCAUCUGAAGCAACAAUCAUUUUUAAGCAAUGAUUUCAGAAUUUAUACAGAUGAUAAUACAAGGACUCCAAAGUAUGCUCUCCCUUCAAUCAAGCGGGAUUGCUACUACCAAGGAUAUGUUGCAGAUUACAUUGAUUCAGCUGUGAUGGUCAGCGCCUGUUCUGGGCUCAGAGGGCUGUUGCAGUUCUCAAACAUCACCUAUGGAAUUGAGCCCUUGGAGUCUGCGCACGGGUUUAAGCACCUCGUUUAUCAAACAAACUACGAUAACUCCAGCUUUCAAGUGUCUACAGAUAAUUAUCACAUUAUGUGGAGUACAACAUUGUUUCAAAAGAGCAACAUAGGAGUUCCGGCUAACUUCAGCACCCAGAGAUACCUGGAAAUGCAUGUUGUUGUGGCCAAGGCUCUGUAUGAGUUUCUGGGUUCGAAAGUAGAAACUGUGACGGAGAAAAUCAUCCAGCUUAUCAACUACAUCAAUGGUAUGUUUUUCAAACUCAACACAAAAGUCAUACUGUCCUCUUUGGAGAUCUGGACGGAAAUGGAUAAAAUCCAUACAACCAAGAGCAUGAAUGAAUUGCUGCAAAGAUUUUCAGAGUGGAAACAGUCUCACCUCAGCCUGCGACCCCACGAUGUAGCAUUCUUGUUUAUCUACAGGAACCAGUCUAAUUCUGUGGGGUCCGCCUAUGCAAGAAAGAUGUGUUUCAGACCCACCUCGGCAGCAGUUGCUGUGUAUAAAAAUGGAUACACAUUGGAGAACUUUUCCGUGAUUGUCGCACAGCUGCUGGGGAUCAGCCUAGGGAUGUACUUUGAUCAGUCGAGAAACUGCCAUUGUCCUGGAUCCACUUGCUUAAUGCAUACUAGAGCAGUGCAGGCCAGCGGUGUGAAGGCCUUCAGCAGCUGCAGUGUGAAAGACUUCCAGAGUUUUCUGGCACAAGGGCAGGGACAGUGCCUCUUGAACAAGCCUCGUCUGGAUCUCCAGUACAGAGCCCCCUCCUGCGGCAAUGGAAUUGUGGAAGAAGGCGAGCAGUGUGACUGCGGCUCCAAUCAGAUAAAGGACAGAGGCACCUUGUGCCGAGGCACACCGGACCCUGACUGUGACCUGAAGGAGUACUGCAAUGGCUCCUCUGCAGAAUGUACGGAGGAUUUUUACGUCCAGAAUGGGCAACUGUGCGAGGGAAACACUGGGGUUUGCAUGAAAGGAGUAUGCCAAAGUCCUGAUCGAUGGUGUCGAAAAGUGUUUGGAAAAGCUUCCAAAAGUGGGCCAUCACAGUGCUAUGAAGAAAUCAACAGCCAGAAAGACCGGAUGGGACACUGCGGCUCCACUGCGAAGGGAUAUCAGACCUGUCAGUGGCAGGAUCUCAGGUGUGGCAAGUUGAUCUGUGAAUAUCCACACAACAAGCCGUUCAUGAUAAAAAAUGCAGCAGUGAUCUAUGCAAGAGUGCAAAGUCGCUGGUGCGUCACGUUAGACUACCAGAAGGGGAUAAAUGUGAAGGAUCCCUUCUUGGUUCAUGAUGGUGCUGGCUGUGGGCAAAACAAGGUAUGCAACAACAAAGGGAACUGCCACUGCCAUCGGAGCUGGGCCCCACCUGAUUGCAAAUCCAGAGAAUCCAGAGGUUUAGGAGGAAGCAUCGACAGCACCUUCCGAAAUGGAUUACGGCCAAUCAAACCUCGCACUGUUAGUAUCAAUACAAGGAACUGGCUGCUGGUGUCCUUCUUUGUGUUCCUGCCUGUCCUCUUGAUCUCCAUCUUCGCGAUUGUGAAAGUGAGAGACUUCUUUUUGUGGCGCAGUGAAGAAGAGCCCAAAGAUGAGAUGGAGGAAGAAGAGGAUGAAGAAAGGUAG
Heteronotia binoei (common prickly gecko) is the source of this 1994-nucleotide messenger RNA. Its product is annotated as disintegrin and metalloproteinase domain-containing protein 2-like. Gene Ontology annotation, cellular component: plasma membrane. The transcript is spliced from 16 exons. Gene Ontology annotation, molecular function: metalloendopeptidase activity. The coding region runs from base 12 to 1994 and encodes 660 amino acids. Gene Ontology annotation, biological process: proteolysis; cell adhesion; binding of sperm to zona pellucida. Lineage: Eukaryota; Metazoa; Chordata; Lepidosauria; Squamata; Gekkonidae. The record is from RefSeq and is a predicted model, not a curated record.